Messenger RNA from Staurois parvus, 278 nucleotides. The record is from the annotation of a GenBank genome assembly. NCBI's taxonomy places the organism in Eukaryota, Metazoa, Chordata, Amphibia, Anura, Ranidae.
AACCACUUCCUGCCCAGUGCCAUUAGUACAGUGCAGGGGCGGACUGACCAUUUGGAAACUCGGGCACUGCCCGAGGGCCCGGAGUCAGUAGGGGGCCCCAUGAGAUGUCCCUGGUACCUUUUUCAUAGGCUUUUUUGAGUUUGGGCAAGGACACAGGGGCCCCAUGAUCCCCUAUUGCCCGGGGGCCCCAUGAGUUGUCAGUCCGCCCCUGGUACACACUGAUCACUGUAUUGGUGUCACUGGGGAUAUCAGUGACACCAAUUCAGUUUCCCCCCAGU